AUGCCACCAUUCCCAGAACGUCAUUCUAGUAUUUUAGCUAAACUUAAAGCUAAAAAUCCUAAUACUGAUGGUACAAUAACAAAAUCAGAAGCGGUUGGAGAUAGUUAUGCUGUGAAUUCAGCUAAAAUCAGCCAUGAUAACAAUCAUGAUGUUAACCGUGAAGCAGAUUUACUCAAUUUCGGCAAUCCUGGUACUGUGUACAAUGAUGUCCAGUCCAAACCAAACGGCUCAUCUAGUCUGUUAGUUGAUUUAAUGGGGAAUGGCUUCACGUCUUCAGAUACGAACAAUUUACUUCAUGCUAGUGGUGAUCAGUACAUGAAUCGUAAAGAAUUUACAAACUUUUUAACGAGGCAUAAUGCAAUUCUAUAUGAGAAUUCUCUUAUUCGUAUCGGUAUUCGAAUGGAAUCUCGUGGGCAAUUUUGUCGUUUAGGUGUAUUCUACGGAAAUAAAUCUCCUCAUCCAUUCACAGUGUUUUGUUCUCAAGUCACAUGUCCAGAUGCAAUGGAUGUGAAUGAAUUGGCUAAAGCAAUUUCCAUUGAACUUCAACCUGGACCUGAUCGAAUUGAAGCAGGAACUCAAGUUCAACAAUCAUUAAAUGUUGAAUGUUUACGACCUUUUACUGAAAUAGUAAAAAUGGAUGUUUCUUAUUUAUAUGAAGACUCAAAACAACGUUAUGCACUUAUGCUCCCGAUAACAUUGAAUAAAUUCCUACAACCUGCUGUGAUGGAUCAAGCAACAUUUUUUGCUCGAUGGAAAUUAUUGUGUCAACCUGGACAAGAAUGUCAGAAAAUCAAUUCUGCACUAUUCUCAUUAGAAACAACUUCCAUGAGAACUACUACUCGAAACUUCGGAUUUAGUUUACUAGACGGUAUUGAUCCCAAUCCACAAAAUAUUGUUGGUGCAGGCAUUGUUGUAACUAGUAGUCAACAAGUUGGUGUAUUACUUCGAUUGGAACCGAAUACACAAUCAAAUAGACAAAUUAAUAAUUGGCAUUCAAUUCCUGUAGAUCCAAAGGAUUUCAAUUUGUUUUCAACUUUGAAUAGUGGUCAAGCAUUUCGCUGGAUUUUUAAUUCAUCUUUGAAUGAAUGGCACGGAGUAAUAAAUGGUCAUUUAUGGCGAUUACGUCAAGUGGAUGACUCUAAUCCUGUUGAAUAUUAUUUUGAUAAAAAGUUGAAAACAAGAUUAAACGAUGUUCCUUAUGAUUUACGUGAUUACUUCAGAUUAGAUAUGAAUUUAUCUAAUCUAAUGAAAGAAUGGUCUAUGAAAGAUGAAUGGUUUGCAAAUCGUUUCUCUAAACAGUGUCAAAUGGAUACAGCUCGUGGUUUACGCUUAUUAAGACAAGAUCCAGAAGAAACAUUAUUCGCUUUCAUUACAUCAGCGAAUAAUAAUUUAAUACGAAUUACUAAAUUACUUUGUAAAUUAUGCAGUGAAUAUGGUAAUCCUUUGUACUUUGAAAAUGAGGAUAUAAGACAUUGGACUUUUCCAUCGCCAGAAAUACUUGCACAACCUGGAAUGCAGGAUAAUUUAAAAAAGAUUGGUUUUGGUUAUCGUUCCAAGUUUAUUACACUUGCUGCCAAUUGGCUAUUGAAAAAUGGAGGUCGAUCUCGUCUGCUUGAACUUCGUUCUAUGUCUCAUUUUGAAGCUCAGGCAUUUCUGCUUCAAAUACCUGGAAUCGGUAAAAAGGUUGCAGAUUGUAUAUGCUUGACAUCGUUAGAUAAAUUAAAUGUUGUCCCUAUCGAUGUGCAUAUGUAUCGUGUUGCAUGUGAAAAAGGAAUUGUUGAAGCAUCACGAAAAACAAUGACUACGAAAUCAUAUGAUGCUAUUUCAAAAUCUCUUAGUGAUAUUUGGGGAAAUUAUGCUGGAUGGGCACAAACGAUUCUUUUCUAUACUCGUAUGAUGGAAUCGAAACCAAAUAAGAAAUUAAAACAACGUAUUCAUUGUGUUGAGCCAAACGUAAAGAAAGAAUGAAGUCAAAUGUAUAUUAUAUUUGAGUGUAUUGUUUACUUGUGCAUUUUCUACUGAAUUUAUUUUUUUUAAAUUAUUACAAAUCAUUUAAAUUUCAUUGUCAUUUAAACUACAUUCAUCCAUAUCAAAUGUAAAAUAACAGAAAAAAAUUUACAACACUUGAAAAUGAUUCAGUAUUUUGGAAUUGAUUAUUAUUAUUGUUAUUAUGUGUAAUGACAUACAAAGCUCAAUUAGCUUAGUGAUCAUUUUUCAUCUAAACGUCUAACUGAUUUAUGCAUAAUGUUUUUUUUUAAGAAUUUCAUUUCAUAUUAUUGUUACGCAUGCAUGUAAACAUGCUUGAACUAUGACGAGUUUACUUCGG
Molecule: messenger RNA, 2326 nt
Organism: Schistosoma turkestanicum
Lineage: Eukaryota; Metazoa; Platyhelminthes; Trematoda; Strigeidida; Schistosomatidae
Source: the annotation of a GenBank genome assembly